Molecule: messenger RNA, 279 nt
Organism: Colletotrichum siamense
Lineage: Eukaryota; Fungi; Ascomycota; Sordariomycetes; Glomerellales; Glomerellaceae
Exons: 2
Coding region: 1-279 (92 amino acids)
Source: RefSeq, a predicted model, not a curated record
AUGAGGCUGAUCGACGUGAAGACGCUUGAGCUGAAGGAGUUCUUUGACGAUAACGUUCCCCGAUAUGCGAUUCUUUCCCACACCUGGGGACAGGAAGAGCCCUCAUAUCUCGAACUCAUAAACGGCGGAAAGAAAAAGCAACCGCCAUAUGUCGUCGGUCGGGGUUCGAGAAGAUCGUCCAAAGCGCGCGUCUGGCGGAAGAAAAGCGACUGCGGUAUCUGUGGGUUGAUACUUGCUGCAUCGACAAGUCGAGUAGUUCCGAACUCUCGGAAGCUAUAA